AUGGAAGACAGUGUGGAAGUGCAAUGGGAGGAGCUCGAGGUGGAGUACAAAAAGCUAGAGGAGGCGCACCAGGUCUACUUGAGGAGGCUGAAGGAGAUCACCAGCCAGCAGAGCAGCUUCCUGGCACAAAUCGGCCAUCAGAGAUACAGACUGAAGGCGAUUAAUGCGGGCUUGAAGACAGAGAUCAGUACCGAAAGGCUGAGAGAAAUUCGGAAUGAGAGCCUAAAACGGGAGGCCCAACUGCAACUGAUCGAAGAGACUUUGCCCCAUCAAGGCGGGUUGUACCUGAAAAUCAUACUGGGGAACAUUAACGUUGGUUUCCUGGGCCAAGAGGUCAAGUUCAAGUACAAAGACUCGUACGAAAAAUUCAAACUUGUAUGUAUCAUCAUAGCCGCGGUUCUGUUGCUCCUCAACAUGUCACUGACGUCCAGGUUUCUGCAAAAACUGUACUUGUUCUUCCUGGUGUGGUACUACUGUACAUUAACGAUACGCGAAAGCGUGCUGAGAGCGAACGGCUCAAAAAUCAAGGCGUGGUGGAGGAUCCAUCAUGGGUUGUCGGUGUUUGCGGCUAUUGUCCUACUCGUCUGGCCGGAGAACGACACCUGGGACACUUUCAGGGCACAGUUCUUCCGGUACAGCUUGUACAACUGUUUGGUGCAGUACUUGCAGUUUAAUUAUCAGCGCGGCGCAUUGUAUCGGAUGCGGGCUUUGGGGAUGAAGGGCAACAUGGAGAUCACCGUGGAAGGCUUCCAGCACUGGAUGUGGAGAGGAUUGACCUUUCUCUACCCCUUCCUGUUCGGCUCUUACUUGUACCAGCUAGUCAACGCCUACACCCUGUACGAGCUGUACAAUCACCAUCCGGAUGCAUCGUGGCAUGUGCUGGCGAUGUGUUUGUUCAUGUCGGUGUUUUUCAUUGGCAAUUCCAUCACCACGCUGAUGGUCAUUCCCGGGAAGAUGAAGAACAAAAUGCUGGUACGAUACAAGAUGAUGGCGCGCAAACUGUACAAUGUAGUAAACGUUCCAAAUUUGACCAAAAAUAAACCUUUAUAA
Messenger RNA from Dendroctonus ponderosae (mountain pine beetle), 1050 nucleotides. Its product is annotated as transmembrane protein 120 homolog. Lineage: Eukaryota; Metazoa; Arthropoda; Insecta; Coleoptera; Curculionidae. The transcript has a single exon. The record is from RefSeq and is a predicted model, not a curated record. Gene Ontology annotation, cellular component: membrane. The coding region runs from base 1 to 1050 and encodes 349 amino acids.